This is a messenger RNA of Diaporthe citri, 1749 nucleotides long. RefSeq lists its product as uncharacterized. The transcript is spliced from 2 exons. Gene Ontology annotation, cellular component: membrane. Gene Ontology annotation, biological process: transmembrane transport; carbohydrate transport. The coding region runs from base 1 to 1749 and encodes 582 amino acids. NCBI's taxonomy places the organism in Eukaryota, Fungi, Ascomycota, Sordariomycetes, Diaporthales, Diaporthaceae. The record is from RefSeq and is a predicted model, not a curated record. Gene Ontology annotation, molecular function: carbohydrate:proton symporter activity.
AUGGUCGCAGGAGGAGCCGUGACCAGCCAGUCGGCCGUCGGCCGCGCGGCCGCCGACAAGGAGCACGGCAUCGUGGGCAUGCUCAAGAACCCGUACGUCUUCAUGACCUGCGCCUUCGCCAGCAUCGGCUGCUGCAUGUACGGCUACGACCAGGGCGUCAUGUCGUCCAUCCUGGUCAUGGAGAACUUCCAGGCCCAGUUCCCGGACCUCAUGGGCUCGACCACCCAGGGCUGGCUCGUCGCCGCCCUCGAGCUCGGCGCCUGGGCGGGUGCCCUCUUCUGCGGCUGGCUGGCUGACGCCAUCUCCCGCAAGUACGCCAUGAUGGUUGCUGUGGUUAUCUUCACCGCCGGAACUUGUCUUCAGUUCGCCGCCACCAAGUCCGACCACCUCUUUGCGGGCCGUGUCAUUGGGGGUUUCGGGAUCGGCAUGUUCUCCAUGGUUGUCCCGCUCUACCAGGCUGAGAUCGCGCCCCCGGAGCUCCGUGGCGGUCUUGUAUCUCUGCAGCAGCUUUCAAUUACUAUCGGUACCGCCAUUGCUUUCUGGCUGGACUACGGUAUGCACUUUGUCGGUGGCAGCGAGUGCAAGCCCUACGGAGUCCCCGAGGCCGAUUGGUACCUCGAGGACGGCUCCUUCAACUACAACGCCGCCCACGGCCAUCUGUGCUCUGGCGAGAAGGACAUUUCGUGGAGGUUCCCCCUGGCGCUCCAGCUCGUCUUCGCCUGGACCCUCUUUAUUGGCAUGUUCUUCCUACCCUUUAGCCCCCGGUGGCUCGCCAUGAAGCACCGCGACGAGGACUGCCUGUCCGCGCUCUCAAAGCUCCGACGACUUACACCCGAAGACCCGGUCCUGAAGGCCGAGUUCCUGGAGAUCAAGGCCGCGGUCAUGUUCGACGAUGAGGUCGAGUCGGAGCUUGCCCAGAAUGGCCGUCUUGGCACCUGGAAGCCAAUGUUCCAGAUGAAUAUGCUGAAGCGUGUUGCGAUCGGUGUCUGGAUCAUGAUCUUCCAGCAAUUUACUGGUAUCAACUCCGUUCUCUACUACGCACCUCAGAUAUUCGCUACAUUUGGAUUCACCGACACCACGACAACCCUUCUGGCUACUGGAGUGACUGGAAUUCUUCAAGUCUUAUUCACCUUCCCUGCUGUCCUAUACCUUGACAGAUUUGGUCGAAAGACCUUCCUCAUGGCGGGUGCCCUCGGAAUGAUGGCCUGCCACGUCGUCGUCGCCGCGGUCGAAGGCUCCUUCGAGGACGACUGGCCCUCCCACCGCGCCGGCGGCUGGGUCGCCAUCGUUUUCAUCUGGCUAUUCGCGGUGAACUUCGCGUACUCGUGGGGGCCGGUCUCGUGGGUCCUGGCCCAAGAGAUCUUCCCCAACUCCCUGCGGUCCCGGGGUGUCUCCAUUGUCGCGUCCACCAACUGGAUGUUCAACUUUGUCAUUGGCCUUACCACCAAGGACAUGCUGGCGUCGAUGAAGUACGGGACCUACAUCUUCUUCGCGUGCUUCUGCGCCAUGGGCACUGUGUUUGUGUGGAAGAUGGUCCCCGAGACCAAGGACAAGACGCUGGAGGAGCUUGACAUCUACUUUGGAGGCGAUGACACUACCAUUGCUCAGGAAGACAAGGCCAGGAUGGACCGUAUCUAUGCCCAGCUUGGGUUGUCUGGUGUCGAGAGGCCGGAAGACCUAAUGGAGAAGGAUGUCGCUGGUGUGCAGCACCUCGAUGCUGACUCCGUAACGAUCCCAAACAAGGCCUGA